This is a messenger RNA of Stegostoma tigrinum, 1361 nucleotides long. RefSeq names its product 5-hydroxytryptamine receptor 3A-like. NCBI's taxonomy places the organism in Eukaryota, Metazoa, Chordata, Chondrichthyes, Orectolobiformes, Stegostomatidae. Gene Ontology annotation, cellular component: membrane; synapse; neuron projection. The record is from RefSeq and is a predicted model, not a curated record. Gene Ontology annotation, molecular function: neurotransmitter receptor activity; transmembrane signaling receptor activity; extracellular ligand-gated monoatomic ion channel activity. Bases 21 to 1361 code for a protein of 446 amino acids. Gene Ontology annotation, biological process: regulation of membrane potential; nervous system process; signal transduction. The transcript has 9 exons.
GGAGGUCUUUCUUGCUCUCCAUGUCGUUCGUCUGUCUGUUCCAGGGUAACUUUUCCUACCUCAGUCUCUCUGACUCAGAUGGAGCACGAUUCAUAAAAACGUUUGCUGAAGUUUUUGAAAAUACAGCAAUUCGCCCUGUGAAGAACUUCAGUCAGCCAUUGGAAAUCAACCUCACCAUCCACCUCCAUGCGAUACUUGGUCUGGAUGAGAAGCAAGAAAUUCUAACAACAUAUCUAUGGAUGGAACAGAGGUGGUUUCAUGACUUCUUGGUGUGGGACCCAUCAGAUUUCGGCGGGAAAGAAUUGGUUGCUCUGCCUAAGGAGAAGCUCUGGAUUCCCGAUAUCCUCAUCCUUGAGAUGGUUGAUGAAGACAAAUCCCCCGAAACCCCAUAUCUGUAUGUGCAUCAUACAGGGCUGGUCAUCUGUGGGAAACCGCUGAGGAUCGUCAGUUCGUGUAAUCUCAAUAUCUUGUACUUUCCAUUUGACAUUCAAAAAUGUCCACUGACAGCUUCAUCCAUCACCUUUUAUGAUAAGGAUUUGAAACUACACAUCAAAGAGACCUCUGAGGAGAUAACGUCCAAAUCCAAGAAAAUAUUUGCAAGCAAAGGAGAGUGGGAACUCCUCCAGAUUGCGGCUUCAGAGCAUAUGAUUCAGGAGGAUUGGGCAAACUAUGAUUUUAUAUCCUUGGAAGUGACAAUGAAGCGGAGGCCAACGUUUUAUGUUGUGAACCUACUCAUUCCGAGUGCCUUCCUCAUGCUGACUGACAUCGUGAGCUUUUAUCUGCCCGCUCACAGUUUUGACCGAGCCUCCUUUAAGAUGACCCUCAUGUUAGGCUAUUCAGUUUUCCUCAUCAUUGUGAAGGACUUGUUACCCAGUAGCUCAUCCCACACUCCAUUGAUAGCCAUUUUCUUCCUGGUGUCUCUGACCUUCAUGGUCAGCAGCUUGUUUGAGACCAUCAUCAUCAUAAACGUUAUCCACCAGAACGCAAAGCAGAGGAAACCAAUCCCGGCUUGGAUGCAAACCUUCAUCCUGGACUAUGGGGCGAAGCUGUUCUGGCGAAGAGGGAAGCUACCUGUGCAUCACCAGAUUUCCCAUGUCCGACAGGCCACCAACAUCACAGUUCAAGACUGUGAAUUGAAGAGUUCCUGGCCAGAGGAGAUGGAGGCUCUUCAGGCACUGCUGCGUAGAAUCGCUGAGGGAGUGGAGGAAGUCAAACAUUGCAUGGAUCGGCAUGACCAAGAGCGGCAGCUGGAGGACAAGUGGCUGCAGAUUGGUCACAUCCUCGAUUGCCUCCUUCACUCUGUGUACUGCAUAUUCUUCACAGCCUUUUUGUUAACUCUUGCUAUUACUUGGCUGAUGUGA